Messenger RNA from Stegostoma tigrinum, 16095 nucleotides. RefSeq names its product HYDIN axonemal central pair apparatus protein (gene hydin). Gene Ontology annotation, cellular component: axoneme. The coding region runs from base 245 to 15577 and encodes 5110 amino acids. The transcript is spliced from 87 exons. Lineage: Eukaryota; Metazoa; Chordata; Chondrichthyes; Orectolobiformes; Stegostomatidae. The record is from RefSeq and is a predicted model, not a curated record. Gene Ontology annotation, biological process: cilium movement; axonemal central apparatus assembly.
UACAGUCCUAACGGCGAUCGCUUGCCCCGGUUGCCGUGGAGAUGGCCCACGUGACGCGGUGCCGGCCAAUAGAGGGGCACGAUACUCGCGGGUGGGUCUGGUCAGCGGCGGCGCGUUGUCAUGGUGACGGCGGCCGGGUGGGAGAAGACGGUGUGAGAGCGACGCCGAGGAGCCACCUCAAAAGGACGUUAUUUACCCUCCUCAGGGUAUGACCGAGUGAAGCUGAAUAUUUCUGAAGCAAUUAAUGGCUGCUAGCAAUGUGGAAUCAUCUGAUCGAGCAAUACAGAACACCUUCAAAUUGCCAGAAGGAUUUAAGAGCAAAGUGGUGGAUGCUGGCAAUCCAAAAUUGGUCAAAAAAGAGGAGAAAAAUGUUAAGUUGACUCCCUCGGCAUUCAUGAAGGAAAUGUCCCUAGACACAAAACAGAGAUUAGCGAAUACUCAUGAGAUGUAUCUUCCUUCUGUUACUGAGCUUCUAGACAUGACUGAAACCACACUCCAGAAGUUCUCCAUGCUGGAUACUGACAGGCCAAUAUUUCAGCCAUUCCCAUCAGAAAUUGUCUUUCAAAACUAUGAACCUUUUGAAACCUGUGAGGUUUCUCUGAUUCUGCGGAAUCAUGAUCAGGUCCCACGGAUGGUUAAAGUUAUCCAGGGGGAUUCUUCAUACUUCAGAAUCAUCUGUCCUACUGAUGUGGGUCGUAAAGUGGCACCAGGCAUGACCACAACCUUCAAGCUAAUUUUCAAACCUGAGGAAAACAAGGACUAUAGCCAUGAAUUGAUCUGUGUCACAGAGAGGGAGAAGUUUUUGGUGCCAGUCAAAGCUAUUGGUGCACGUGCUAUCUUGGACUUCCCAGAUUUUAUCAAUUUUUCCACAUGUCCUGUCAAAUACAAUACUCAGAAGAUUCUCCUGGUUCGGAACAUUGGUAAAAGAGAAACUAAGUUCACCCUCCAAACUCAAAAGCCAUUUCUUGUGGACCCUAUUCAUGGAAACCUGGAAGUUGGGGAGAGCAUUCAAGUGUCAGUAGAAUUUAUGCCCCAGCGAACUGGGGACCACAGUGAAGAUUUGAUCUUGCAAUUGGAUACAGGUGAAGACAUCUUUAUCCAUUUGUACGGAGCUGCAACAGACAUAAAUGUAAGACUGGACAAAAACUCAGUAAUAAUCGAGAAAACCUACAUAUCAUUGGCUAACCAGAGAGUGGUUUCCAUUUGCAAUAGGAGUGAUGUAAUUGUGCACUUUCAGUGGAAGGCCUUUGCAACUCCAGAAGAAGAAGAGCAGCAAAAAAUCAGAUUUGUUUCAGACUUGAUGACUGAGGAAGAACAGGAAACUAACCAGUUUUUGAAGGACUGCGCUGAAGACCCCACUCUACGCGAACAGAUGCCACUCCUUGCCCGUACCUUCCAGAAUCGUCGUCAGUUGGUGGAGGAUGACACAAUGCUGUUGUCUGAUGAUAUUUUCAUCAUUGAACCAGUGGAAGGAGAUAUCUGGCCCAAUUCCACAGCUGAAGUAAAUGUAAUCUGCAGACCUAAAGAAGCAAAGGUGUACUACCAAACAGUCUACUGUGACAUCACAGGUCGUGAAACUCGCUUGCCCCUCCGUAUCAAGUGUGAAGGUUUGGGUCCCCAGGUGAUGCUGAAUGUGGACCAGGUUGAAAUAGGAAAUGUCUUCAUUAACUCAAAGCAAACCUAUGAACUUGUCAUGAUCAACAAGGGUGAUAUUCCUGCUGAGUACAUCCGGAUUCCUGCACGCAACCUGUUGGCGUCCUAUUUCUGUUUGAACCCAUGUGAAGGGAUCCUGUUGCCAGGCAAAUGCCAGUUGUUGGAGGUGACUUUCAAAGCUGCGAUUCUUGGGAAUUUCAUAGUAGAUUUAUUUCUUUCAGUGAAAGGAAACCCUGAGCCAGUCCAGGUGACUUUCAAGGGACAUGUCAUUGGACCUACCUUUCAUUUCAAUAUGCCAGUACUAAACUUUGGGGAAGUGUCCUUUGGUUUUCCCAAGACCAUAUCAUGUUGCCUUACCAACACAUCCCUCGUACCAAUGUCAAUUAAGUUGCAAAUUCCUGGUGACGGUGUUGGUGAAAUCAGUCAAACAAGCUUCAGCCAGGCCUCAGAACGUAGAAGCAUAAGUUCGUGGAUAAAUGUCGAAACAGGAGCACGACGCAAAGAAUUUACUAUAAACCCCAGUGGUGGUAUCAUUAAGUCCCAUGUUGGAAAGGAGAUUCAGGUGUCAUUUUGCCCCAACACUGUAAAAAAAUAUGAGACAUCCCUCAUUGUAGAGGUGAAGAAUCUUGGCCUGGAAGCUCUAGUAAUACCCAUCAUGGCACGAUGCAUUGUUCCCAAUGUGGAGGUGGUUAACCAACAGAUUGACCUUGGACGCUGCUUUGUCAAGCACCCUUAUGAAUGCAUGAUAAAACUUCAGAAUACCAAUGAUCUUCCAGCAUGUUAUGGACUAAUUUCACAGGAUUUGGAUAAACAACAUGGCAUACUUUAUUCCAGCUCUGAACCAUAUGGAAUUAUUGAGGCCUGUUCCACUGCAGCGAUCCCUUUAGUAGUGGAGCCACAACAUCUUGGAGAACUGAAUACAGAAGUAUACAUUGCCUUAUUUGGAAAAAGUCAAUUUCCUCUUGCAGUCCAUAUAUAUUGCAUAGGCGAGGGGCCAGUGGUCCAUCUCAGUUCCACAAAGAUUGACUGGGGAAAAAUCAAGGUAUUAACCGAUGUUCCCAAGACCAUCUGCCUGUCUAAUGAGUCACUUAUCCCAGCCAGAGUCACAGCCAAAAUGACUUUAGAAAACCCAAAAUGGCGUUUGGAACCCAGUGAAAUGGUGAUUCCUCCUCUUCAACACAAAGAUCUAUAUGUUGUGGCACAUCUUGAUGACACAAUCUGGUCAGAAGACAAGGUACACUUGGAAGUAGAGAACAGCCAUACAAGGAGUAUUCACGUGCAAGCUACUGGAAUUGGGACAACCAUUGUCCCCAAUAAACCAUUUGGUCCAGUUCUUAACCUUGGAGCAAUAUUUAGUUCCGAGGUUUGCCGCUAUUCAGUUAAGCUGACAAAUUGUGGACGACGACGCCAUCAGAUAUACUGGAAGGCAGUAGACUUUCCCCGGAUCUUUAAGCCUAGCCCACAGAAACAACAUGCACUUCGUGAUAUGAAAUAUAGAAAUUCUCCUGUACUGGGUCAUUAUGUUCCCACCUUCAAAGUUAGACCUCUGCGAAUGGACCUCAAACCAGGCAGGAGUGAUGUACUGAUGCUAGAGGGUGAAUCAGAUGGUCCUAUGGUUGUCCAUGGACAGCUAAUAUGUGAAGCUAUUAUCGGUCAACAGUCUGGCAAGCAGAGAAUAAUGAAAGUGAAUGUACACUGUGAGUUCAUUGCCCCUGUCCUAGAGCUUUCACCAAAACAGUUGAACUUCAGAGUUGAGAAGCCCAGACAUGUCAAGCUGGUUCCUCAAUACAUGCCUCUUACAUUGAAGAACAUAUCCCCAUUGCCUCUCUCUUUGAUCCUAAAGAUCGAAGGACCAUUUGGAAUUGUAGAAAACGUGGAGCUUGAGACAACAAUCAUUUCAAAGACUGUUAAACUGGAUGUAGAUGAGCAUCUCGAGUUGUUAAUCCAAUUUGACCCAUCGUAUAAGGAUGACUUGUUCACUCGUGUAAUAGAGGAGGUUCUGACAAUCCGGUACUCGGAACACCCACAUGUGGAUUAUGUGGUCUUGAGGGGAGAAGUGCACUUCCCAAACCUGCACUUCGAAACUGAUAUGGUGGACUUUGGUUGUAUCCUCAAUGAUACUGAGACAGUGCACUAUGUGGAGAUGAUAAAUUGCAGCCCCCUGCCAGUAAAGUAUCACUGGUCCUUCCUUUCAGAUGAGCCAAUUAAAUGGAAUAGUUCACCAGUCUGCAAACCAACAGCUAAAAUUGUGAAUUUGGAAACCAAGGAUAUUAAAGAUGAGACAAAACUCACCAAUGAAUUACCCUUGGACGAAGGUACCAUCGUUUUUGCGGACUCCGACAGAAAGAUGUCACUUUCCAAUGUCAGUGAAAACGAUGUAGAGAAAACUGAUGCUGAGAAUGAAACACGCGAAGGCCUGGGGUUCCCUAAAGAAAUUUCAAGUAACAGCCCUACAGAAGGACAUGAGGCAGAUUUGUUAAGUAUGAAUGAAGCGAAGCCAGUGCCAGAUAAAACUAAGGAGAGCAAGUGUCUCACUUGGAGCUGUAAUCUACUGCAGAACAAUGUGGCAUUGGGAGUGGAGCAGGUGUUCGACAUCCUCCCACUGUUUGGUCUUCUACAUCCAAAUGAAAGUCAACAGGUGACCUUUACAUUUUAUGGCCAUGCGAACAUUAUGAGUGAGGUGAAAGCAAUAUGUGACGUAGAAGGUGGGCCAGCAUAUCAGAUUGCUCUGAAAGGAGAGUCAUCCUUUAUCAAAUAUGCUUUUGACAGAAACGAGAUUGACUAUGGUUACCAGCUAUUUAGCCUUGUUGCUGUGGCUGAACUUACCCUAAAGAAUACUGGAAAGGUGGGAUUUGACUUUACUGUUUUGAAUCUCAAGCAGACUGCUGAUCAAGAGCCUGUGCCAGGAGUACCACUUGUUAUUCCUUAUUCGGGUUACAUUGCAGCAAAUUCAGAGCAGAAGCUGAAGGUUUCUUAUUUACCUGGAGCACCGGACAUCUUCCAUAAGAGCUUUGAGAUUCAAGUCUCUCACUUUGAACCCGAGAGUAUUGGCCUGAAGGGGGAAGGAAUCUUUCCCAGAAUCUAUCUGGAUCUACCCAGAAACAUAAAAGGAAAUGAGAAGUAUGAGGCACUGUUGAAGGAGGCAAGAGAAGCACUAGAGAGAGAUUCGACUGAAGCAAAUCUGCUCAGCCGUCCUGAAACCAUAGCGGGAGAACUAGGUGCAGCCAACACCCUCACUUCUUAUGACACCCUGCUGCAGAUGGAGGCUGAUCGCUUACUGAUUAAGGAAUGUAGUCUGGCACAAGACUUUGUUCUUUCUUCUCACAACGCUUCAUCUGGGUCAAAACACCAUGCGCACAAAAGUGUAUCCAGAUGUCAUUUGCCUGAGUUUGUCCUCGAUUUUGGCUUUGUAAUCCUCAGCACUGUCAAGGUACAUGUUGUGAAGAUUACGAACACAAGCUGUUUGCCAGUAUCAUUUUACACUGAUCGGCAUGCUCUUAAGCAUACAGGUUUCAGCACUGAGCUGAACAGGGUGAAAAAUCUGCCCUAUUGUGAAACAGAAACUUUUGAAGUACGGUUUGAACCCCUUCGUGCAAACCUCAGUAUUGGACCUACAAAAGCUUUGAUGUCGAUACAGGUUGUAGCUGGGCCAUCAGUGGAUAUAAUCCUGUGUGCAACAGUGACCGUGCCUGGCUUGACUGUAUCCAGUGACCACCUGGACUUUGGCACUGUGCAAUGUGGGCAGUGUCAGGUUAUGACUAUUCAACUCCACAACCACCUGGAUGUUACCUGUGAAUGGUUUUUCGCUGAUACCAGUAUUGUAAAAGAAAAGCUUGAUAAGCAUGUUCCCCUGUACCUGCGAUCCAAACUACUGAAGGAGUUGAAGCAACCAUCCUAUGUAUUCCGCAUGUUGCCAGCUUGUGGUGUGCUGGAGGCUGGGGUGAAAAUGAAUGUGCAGGUGACAUUCAUUCCUGAUGAGGAGAAACGUUAUAAGCAUCGUUUGGUGUUGACCUUUGCGCAGAGCAGUCACCAGGUGUUGAUCACAGCCGUUGGCCAAGGACUGGAGCCUCGCCUUGAAUUUUCAACAAGUUCAUUGGAACUGGGUCCACUUUUACCCUACAGUGCAGAGGUCGAAGGCGUAGCAAUUGUAAAGAAUCCCUGCACCUUUCCCAUUGAAUUCUACUCGGUGGAAUAUGAUCACAUUUACUUGGAGGAAGAAAAGGUGCUGAGGAUGAUGAAGGGCUAUAGCUCGGAUAACACUUUGUUGCUGCCGCCAAGACAACCAGGCAAUAAACUUCCAUUUGAGUUAUUGGAUUACUACAAAGAACAAAGUCUAACCCAAGAAGAACAGGAACAAGCCAAGAAUAGACCAGUGGAAGUCACUGGAGGUGAAAAUGAUCGCAAAGAGAAUGAAGUGGAGGAGCUGUCUGACCAGACAGAAAAGCAGGAACGGUUAGUAGCUCCAGAGACAGCCGCAAUCAUCAGUGAAAGUGAGGUCUCUUCAAGACCAACAGCAAGCCCAAUACCAGAGGACAAAAAAGAGCCUGAAAAUGAAGUGACAGAAAAAACAUUAGAGGCUAAAGGAGAAAAACCAGAUAAUUUUAUCAAUGUGGGCGUUGGAGAACUGGAAGUUACCCCUGUAUCCAUGGCUAUUGGCAGGUACCUCGGACUUGACCUAUCCCCUGAGGGAUGUGCUGCUCGAAAUCGCAGAGGCAUUGCCAUCAUAGUACAUGGAGCUCCUGCCUCAGGAAAAACAAACACUGCUGUUUUUCUUGCAAAAUAUUACAGAGCAUCUUAUUUGGUUAUUGAUUCUGUAUUACGAGAAGCAAUUUCAAGUGGUACCACAGCUGCAGCUACACGAGCUCGGGAAUUGUGCACAAAGGCUGCUCUGGAUCAGAUGCUGAGGGAUGCUGAAGAAGUGUCACAGAGUGCAAUCACGCGAUAUUCAUCAGUUGGAAUUGGAGGUACAACUGUUGAAGGAACAACUAAGCCAACACCUGAAGGCACCCCUACCUCUGAGUUCAAACCUCCACAUUUAUCAACAAUAAUUCAUCGUAAAAGCAGCAUGAACACACUAAAGUCAAGUCAUAUUAUCCAGAAACAACAAAAUGAAGUGUUAACUUCACAGGUCUCUGCAAUUGGUCCCCUAAUGCAGCAGCCAAUGAGCAUCACUACAAGCAUCAUUGGAGAGGGAAACUUAAUGAGCUGUCAACUGCCAGAAGAUGUGAUAGUGGAACUUCUAACGGAGAGGUUGCAGUUGAACGACUGUUGCCAAGGGAUUAUAUUCGAUGGAUUGGAAAGUGUGUACAGUCCCAAUGAAGCCUACACUCUCACAGCUGCACUUAAAGCAAUUAGCAAUAGACGUCACAUCUAUUUAAUCAACCUUAGCCAGGAAUAUACAACACUGAAGGCCAAGGAGAAAGCCAAGCAGGAGGAAGAGGAGAAAAAAGUGAAGGAGCAAGAAAAGAAGGAGAGGAUUUAUCUGCAAGAGUUGAGUGAAGAAGAUUAUGAGGCUCUGUCAGAAGAAGCAAGAGCAGAGUUCGACUUGAAACGCACUUCUUUAUUCAAAGCACGCAGGGAAAGAGUUUUGAAGGAGAUACGUGAACGACAACUGCAGCAACAGAGAUGGAGGGAACAACUGGAGAGGCUGCGAGAGGAAGAAGAACUCAAGAAAAAAUCUAGAAGAACAAGAAAAGAUUUCAGUAUCAGGGAUGAUGGAAGAAGAUACCAAAUAAGUGCAAGGAUGAGCACAAACAUUUCAACAGUGAAGUCUGAUGCUCCUGAAGGAAAGGCCACCUCACUUGAUCUUCAUGAGUCAAUAGAUCGUGGUGAUAUAGAGGAAGGAAUUAGAAAGAAAAAGACCAAAGAUGCCAGAAGCAACCACACAAUUUUAGACAGGACAGAUUCAAUCCAAGAGGAUGCAUUAUACAAAAACCCAGAAAAAUUGCUUUUCCAAAGAUUUCAAAGGUAUGAGCGCAACCAGAAGAAAAUCUCUCAAAUUUUGGAAUUCUGGGAUCGAGCCCAAGGAGCCGUUAUUUUCCCAGCAUCGGAGGAUAUCCAAAGCUUGGGGGAAGAGAAUACAGUUGAACGGCCUGCACCUUCAGGGAAAAGGGGUAAAAAAGAUCGACAUGACAAAGCUGAAAAAGAGAGAGCAGAAAGAGCUGAGAAGGAGCGAGCUGAAAAAGACCGCUUGGAGCGAGAGAAGGCCGAGAAAGAACGUUUAGAAAAGCUGAGAGAGGAGAAAAUUGGUACAUCUCCAUUUUCUGAUGGCAUAGCUGAAGGAGACAGCAAGGAUAGUGCAGAAAAAGAAGACAUUUUUGGAGUGCCACAGAUCAAGUUGCACGUUACUGAACCAGAGGAUUGCUUUGGGAAAUUGAUUCUCGAAAGUGGGAAAGUUCCAACAGCUGAUGAGGUUCUAAAUAGUUUGGGUCUGAGUCGAAGUGGCCCCCCUAUUCCACCUCCUGCCCUGUUUGGAUUGGUACGAUACCCUGUGGAACGAAGGCCAACUUCAGGAGCAGAAAUGCAAAAAUACUUCAGACUUUUACCUAACCCAGAUGAAGGAAAAUUAUUAUUUGAAGAUAAGAAGGAACCUGAACCAGACCCUGAAAUUGUGGUCCCAGUUAUUAAGGAAGAGCCACAAGUUCAGCAUAGGGGAAAGUCAAAAAAGGAAAAAGGGGAUGUGGAACGUGACAAGCGUAGGUCUGGUGGUCAUAAAAGAACCCAACGUGAUUCCCGCUCCUCGAUUCUUGUGGGUGCUGCUUCACCUCCUUCUGACUUCGAUCGUAGCAGUGGCGUCGAGGACACAAUGAAAGAUUUAAGUAUCGCCAGAAUUCCUCCUUACCGCUGGAUCGUGCAACCUGGGGAAGAAGUUGCAUUACGAGUGUGUUUUAGUUCAACAGAGUGUGGGAUAUUUGAUCAGACAUUGAACUUUGAAAUCUUGAACACACUACGAUGUUACAAAUUGUACUGCAGAGGAGUCAGUACAUACCCAACUAUAAGUCAAGAUCCCUGUGUUGUCUUUCGACAUCGGAAGAAGAGCGUGAAGGAAGAAGAAAUUCCUCGCAAGAAGUACAUCAUGAACACAGGAGUAUUUCAGUUUGGGCCACUGCUCUGUGGACUAACAAGGGAAAGGUAUAAGGAGGGUCAAUACCCAGAAAACAGGGAAAAUAUCAGAAUAAUGAAUACUUCACCUGUGGUGGCCGAGGUUUCCUUCUGUUUUGAGCAUGACACAAAAGCUGCCACCUACCUUGUGGAUCCACCCACUAUGACUCUUGAGGCCAACGAGAGAAAGUUCGUCUCAAUUUGGGCGUAUCCAACCUCUUCUGGUAAAUUUGAUGACUGCCUUGUUUGUUGUAUUCGAGAGAAUCCUGAGCCAGUCCUCUUUAAAAUUUGCUGCUAUGGAGUUCGUGCAGAACUGGAACUUGACCGCAAACAGCUACACUUUGACAAGAUGAUCCUUCACAGGAGGGAUACCAAGAGCCUCACUAUGCGGAAUAAUUGCCUCCUGCCAGUGGCUUGGAGAAUCACUGGGCUGGAGAGUCUAGGUGAUGAUAUCUCUCUAUCUCAAGAUCAGGGCAUCAUCAAUCCCAAGAAUGAAUUUUCAGUGCAAAUGAACUUCAAAGCCAUGCGACAAGUCAAUCUAAGAAAGUACAUUCGAUUAGAGGUCCACGAUGCAGAAAAUGUCCUUGGUAUUGUUCAAACUGAAAACAUUCUGAUUCUUGCAGAAGCUUAUGAUGUGGCUCUGGACAUCAGUUUCCCAAAAGGUACAGAUGGUGGGAUUGACUUUGGUAUUAUCAAAGUUUUUGAUAGCGUGAAACAGACAAUUACCUUGAAGAACAAGGGAAAAUAUGAGAUUGGAUACAGAUUCCUUCUGCAACCUACAAAACGCGACAUGCCAGACCUGAACUCACUGUUCACCAUUCAGCCAAUGAAGGGAUCCCUGCUUCCAAAUGAUCGUGCCACUCAUAUAUACAUCAACUUCAACUGCAAAACUACCACAGAGAUCAAAGAGGAGCCCAUUCUACGUUGCCUGGUGAUUGAGCCCACUUUAGGUGAUGGAGGAGAGAUCAUAGCCAGCAUUCCAGUCAAAAUGUCAGUUUUUGCUAUUUUCACCACAUAUCAGAUAUUACCAGCAGGAGAGGUUAACUUUGGCAUUGUGUUAUUUGGCAACCGGAAAAGCCGUACAUUCAUUCUUGAGAACAACUGUGAAUUUGAUUUCAGAUACUCCAUCUUCAAAAUGUCUGCUGUGAUGCCACGUCAAUCAAAGAAGGGUGGCAAUGACGGUGGUGGUGGUCCAAAGGUUGGGAAAGCUAUGGAUAAAGCCGAUGGAAUUGCGAAACAGAAAGAACAAGCUCCCCAGGCCCGUUUGACAGUUGGAAUGUUCACAGUUUUCCCUGGUUAUGGAGUUGUGCUCCCUGGGGCCCAACAGUCCAUUACAGUGGACUGUUCUGCAGAUCAGAUUGGAAAACACGAAGAGCUCCUGUGUAUUGAUAUAACUGACCGGGACCCGGACAGCCAUCCAUCUGGUAUUCCAUAUGGACUGGUCAUUGAAUGCUGUGCACCAAGUAUUGUGGUGGAUGACAUUGCUUCCAUCUUUGAGGAGCAUCAUAUUUGCCAGAAUAUUAAUCUCCACCAGUGCCUGCAGUCUAUUGGUUGCAGCGGAGUCUAUGUGGAGGAUGAGAAGAAAUACCUUUUCCAUAAUGUACAUGUCGGGGAUAAAGUUGAGGCUCGCUUCAAGAUUACCAAUGGAGGCAAAGUAGCUGCUGAUGUGCUCGUAUCUGUUAAACCGGUUUCUAAUAAAGCUGCUGCUCGUAUUACUGAUAUUUUUGAUGUGACACCCACCAGAAUGAACAUCCCGAGCUAUGACCACAAGUUUGUGGUUGUUACGUUCACACCUCAGACCAUGCAGAAUUACCAGUGCAUAUUCGAAGCUGUUGUGGAGCCAACACCUGGUGUUCCUAAGUCAAAAUCCCUGGUAUUUGAUAUCGUUGGAGAUGGGAACCUGCCCCGGAUCAAUGUCCUGCAGCCAAAGUUGCGCAAUAAGAUAGGGAACCCACUGUUAAUCUACUCACGUCUACUGUUAGGCCAAACAGAGAAGCUGCCUGUGGUCCUCAAAAAUGAUGGUACCUUACCUGCCCAGGUGUCUGUCAAUAUCUCUGAUGACUAUGGAGUGUUUUCUCUGAAGGAAUGCAUUGGAACUGUAUGUGUCUAUCCUAAGCGCCACUAUAUUCGAGAAGAGAAUCCGGAAAAAGUAAAGGAAAGUUGCAUGCUCACUAUCAAGCUCAACAGUGGAGAGGAGGCAAAGUUUGAUGUCUCCUUCCAACCAACCCGAGCUCAACGCCUUGAAGGAGCACUGUACUUGACAGUGCUCAACAACCAGUUUGAGGACACCAUUAUACGAUUAAUUGGUGAAGGUUUUCAGGAUGAUAUCACAUUUGACAACAUCCAUGGACUCAGACAAACUAGCUCGGUGGAAAGCUUUACAAACUUGCUGGAGGAGAAAGACAUUAAAGCCACACAUUUGGAGCAUAUUGAAUUUGGAGAUUGCCAUAUUGGCAAGCCAUAUCUGGUGACCUUCACAAUGACCAAUCGAAGUGCAGCAGACAUCGUACGAUUUGAAUGGAUUUCAGACAUCAGUGAGUUCAACAUCUCUCCACAGUUUGGUCAUUUGCAUGCCGGAUGUGCAAAGGAUAUGACAGCUACAUUUAAAUCAGAUCUGCCCGUGACAUACAACCAACACACAAUAAAAUGCAUAGUGUCAAAAAUCACCUACCCAGUGCCCUCUGACCAGGUUCAAGAUUGGGACAGUCGCCUGAGUGUUGUGAAGUGGCUAAAUGCUAGGCAUGGAGUUCGGCCAGCUAAGAAGAAGGUAGUAGAGGUGGAACCUGAACCUGUCCACAUGGUUUUGGAAGACAGCUCUCGGGAGCUAGAGUUGAAGAUCAGUGCCAUGGUGGAUUACAGUGAUUUUGAAUGUACCUGUAAAAGUAUCAUCUUUAAAGACACAAUGUUGUACCAAUCUCGAGUCUACAAGAUAAAAGUCAUAAACAAAGGCCCUGGAGCACUAGAGUACCUCUGGAAGCUGGUGAUGCCCGAACAAGGUAGAAAUACAUACCAUAUGGAAGCUUUGCUGCCUCCUGAAGAAGCAGCCUCUGAAGAAACCAAUGAUACAGCUUCAGCAAGCGUGCCAGCUGGACCCUCGACCAGCAAGGGCACUCAGGCCGUCAGCAGAUAUGACAGUGGCACUGAAAGCAUCUCCUCCUGGGAUUCCAUCGAUAUUGACAAUCCUCCGUUCACAGUGGAGCCAUGCAGCGGGGCAAUUGCGGCCAUGGGAACACAGGAAUUCAAAGUCAAGUUUAUCCCCUUGGAGGUUGGCGAGUUUGAGGCAUCACUCAUCUGCAGCAUACCAAAUUUGAAGGAGGGGUUGCAAGGUCAAAUGGUAGCUGUGAAGGGCCGCAGUCUCCUCCCAUUCUGCCAUUUUGAGCUGGAAGACUCCAAUUACAUCAGCGGAAACAGGCGCAACCCUGAGUUAAGUGGCCCUGGAGGAGCUCCUCCAGGGGUGACCCUUGACCCUAAUACACGUGUCAUCGAAUUCCAAGCUGUGGGAGUGAACACAAUCAAUAGGAGGUCCUUUUACAUACUGAAUCCAACAAAUACUGACUACUCCUUCCAGUGGGUGUCUGAAAGUGCACCGAAUGUACGGGUGCAGCCAGCGUUCUUCUGCCUGACAGAGAAAGGAUAUAUAGCAGCAGGGAAGAAGACUGAGGUCAGCUUUCAGUUUGUGCCUCAUCAGCUGAACAUCAAUGAAUCAUUCUGGAGCUUCAUCAUUCCAGAACAAAAUAUCACCGUGCCAUUCCUGUUAUGCGGCAAUACAAAAGAGCCCAUGGUCUCCUUUGACCGCUCCCACAUCAACUACAAAUUUGUGCUAUUAGGAUACAAAGCACAUGAGACUGUCAACAUGAUUAACAAUGAGGCAAGCCCACUGAGCUUCCAUUUCAGAAAGGAGACACUACAUUCUGAGGGAUACAUUUGCAAACUUCUUGUGGAGCCCAUGGAGGGCAUUGUUCUUCCUUACAAUAGCGUACCCAUUGUCUUCUCCUGUAUUGCAAACACUGAUGGACAUGUGAGCUGGAACAUUGUGUGUGAUGUGAAGACAAAGACAGUACCUUUGACCUUAAAUAUCAAAAUGCAUGGAUACAGCAUGAAAGCAACUGUGACAUGUGAAGGUAGCGAUGGGACAGUAACUGAACUCAGUCAUCAGACUGUCAAUGAGAUCUCCUUUGGUGAGGUGGAAUUGAAUGAUCAUAUUAACUAUCACUUCGUCAUCUCAAACAACGGGAAAUUUAACUUCGACUUUGACUGGGAGCUUUCAGGCCCUCCCAGCAUUCUGAAUUGUCUGAAACUAAACUGCAGGCGGAACACAGUGGAAACUGAAAGCAGUGUCACAGUAUCCAUCCGAUUCCACCCAGACCACAAGUUCAUACUAAAGGAUGUAGAGCUAAAGCUGAAGAUCCAGAAAGGCCCUGUUUUUGCCUGUAUUCUCACUGGGUACAUAGUGAUCCCGAGUGCCCACUUAUCGUUCACCAAAUAUAACUUUGGGCCAUGUUUCAUCUAUAAUGCUGGCAUGACACCUUCCAAAAAAACUCUGAUCAUCACUAAUAAGCAGGAGCAAGCAAUCGGCUUGGAUUGCUUGUUCCCUAACAAUUCUUAUCUGGAGGUAAAAUUUCAACCUUGUGCCCUGGCGCCAAAGAAAUCAGUGGAAGCCGUCAUCAUUUUCUAUCCAAGGGAACCUAUUAAAUACCAAGAAGUUGUCACGUUUGAAAUCAAUGGACUCACCCAACAGAGUGUCAAGAUCUUUGGUCAAGGUGCAGAGAUGAAGAUUGAAGUUGUCAAUCACAAGGACAAGGUGGUCGAUUUGCAAGCUCCAAGGGUUGGACAGGUUGUGAAGAAAGUCGUGCCAAUAGUCAACAGAAGCAGGGUACCCUUGACAUUCACACUCGCUGUGAAUCCCAACCAACAACUUCUUCAGAACCCAAAGGUUCUAAGUCUGUCGCCGCUUACCAGCAUCAAGCUGGAUGCACAGGGAGGCACUUGUGAUGUGGUGGUGACUUUCUCUCCAACCUACCGAAUUCCCCAGUUUGCAGAGGAAGUGAUGAUGGAGUGCGUUGGCGUCUCAAAACCUCUAUUUGUGAUACGAGGGUGCUGCCAGGGAAUUGAGAUAUCACUGGACCAAAACUGUAUCGCAUUUGGAUCGGUUGUUCUCCGUAGCUCAGUCACACGGCUGAUUGUGCUAGAAAAUAUUGGAGAUAUUGGUGCAAGCUUUAAAUGGGAUGUUGAGAAGUUUAAGCCUCACUUUUCAAUUUCCCCUGUGGAGGGCUACAUCUCCCCGGGAAUGCAGGUGUCACUGGAAGUGAAAUUUCAUCCCGUUAAAGUGCAUGCAGACAUUCGUUUGGAAAAUGUGCAAUGCUUUAUCGAAGGAACAAAAUCUCUCUAUCUCUACCUGACUGGUUCAUGUGUGGCACCAACAGCUAUGAAAGAGAUUCUCAAUUUCAGCUGUCAAGUUCGGACUGCGCAGGUCCACGGCAUUGUACUAACCAACCGCACCAACCAGGUCUGGAAUCUGCAGCCCAAAAUUGAAGGAGAGUAUUGGAGUGGACCCAAGGUUAUAACUGUGCAACCUCAUCUGCCAAACCAGACCUAUGAUAUCACAUACAAGCCACUCACCAUGACAAUGGAUGCCAAAAAGCAUCAGGGCUCUGUCUUUUUCCCAUUGCCUGACGGUACGGGAUUGCUCUACAUGUUACAAGGAAUUGCUGAGCCCCCAAAGGCUGUCGCAAUUAUAAAUCGUGAAGUGCCUUGCAAGACGCUGCACACUGUGUUGUUAUCAAUUCACAACUGGCUCCCCAAACCACAACGAUUCCGAGCUACAAUGGACCAGAUCAAGCCCGAAAGACUGGAGAGCACCACCAUGUUGAAAGGACUGGACUAUAUCGAUGUUCCUGGGUCUUCCAGGCGGGAGUACAGGCUCACUUUCUUCACCUACAAGGAGGCAAUCAUCUCAGUAAAGGUGACCUUCCGUAAUGAGACUACUCAGGAAUACCUUUACUAUGUCGUUAACAUUAAAUCCACAUCUCCUGGUCUCAAUGCCACCAUAGAGUUGGUGGCCCCGGUUCGCCAGAGCACUUCUGGGACAGUGGAGGUUGAGAAUCCGUUGACUGUCCCAACUGUAUUCACCACAGAAUGUAAAAUCACAGACAUCUCUCUCCCAACACAGCUCAUUGUCCCACCACAGGCAAAGGGUAUACUGUCUUUUGAAUAUCAGCCUCUGAAAGUGGGUGAAGUCACAGGGCGCCUUACACUGAACAAUAGUGAUUUAGGAGUCUAUCAUUAUGAUCUGAUCCUGAAAGCCAAGCCAGCAGGCCUGGAGAAACCACUCCACUUCCGGACUAACUUUGGUGGCAGCCAGACCCUCACUGCCAAAUUCCUAAACCACUCCCGCCAGAAAGUUGAAUAUUUCUGUAAGGUUGACAGUCCCGAAUUCCUUGUGGAGAAAAGCAUCACAGUCCCACCGGCCUCAAUGGGUGGCUCAGAGGUGGGUGUGGAGGUGAUCUACGAGCCUUUCCGCCUGGGGGAGUCCAGAACAAUACUCAAUGUCACCUCUUCUGUUGGAGGCGAGUACAACAUCCCCCUCUUUGGAGUGUGUUUGUCUGCAAAACCUCAGGGUCCCUUCUCAGUGCGAGCUGGUUCUACUGCUUCCAUUCCAUUCAAGAAUAUUUUCCCCCAAAUAACCACCUACUCGUUCCAAGUGGACAAUCCAGCAUUUACCUGCAAGCCCUCAGAGACACUGCGUGUGCCUUACUUCACUCAGAUGCUUCCACAGAGAACCACAGCCAACUGUUUCAGGAACCCUCAUUUGGACCCUCUCUGAUUCUGUCUCCAUUCAUGCUUUGUGGCUUUGAACAUGAAGAUACUCAAAUUUCUCAAAUACAUUGUGUGGGAAAAAUGUUGGCAUGUUCCUGGGCAAUUUGACAAGGUGUGACAAAAUUCAUCUUUCUUUAUGGAUUGCACCAACAGCCCUUAGAGCUUUGUCUCUGGCAGUAAUCCAAUCUUUGAUGCUUCCCCUUAAAUUUAUUGUAGGGAUGUGACUAUUAGGUAUGCUUAGUUGUCAAAUCAUAGCUUUUGUUGUGGCUGUGUGAAAGCUCACUGCUUCAUAUUGUUUGGUGCCCUUUUCCCACUGCAGUGUGCUAAUCACUGCAGCAGCCCCUAUUGAGCUGGCGUGUGUGACAGAGAGACUGUUUGAUUUGCGGCUUUCUUCCCAUUGCAAUCUUGACAUUCUUUCAUAUGCUUUUCGUGUACAAUGCAUGUCAUUCUCAAUCUGCUGGCUUUUUUUUAGUGUGCCAUUUUAUUGUGUGAAAACAUUUCUUUGAAUAAACAUUAUUGAAUGAC